Messenger RNA from Dimorphilus gyrociliatus, 518 nucleotides. NCBI's taxonomy places the organism in Eukaryota, Metazoa, Annelida, Polychaeta, Dinophilidae. The record is from the annotation of a GenBank genome assembly.
AGUCGAAUAGCGACUGCAUUUGCUUGAUAAAACACCUCCAAGAAAACAUGGCAGAAUUUAAACAGACUAUGACUUCAGAAAAUCAUCCAAGGCCUUUAAAUGAGCAGGAUAUUCAAGAAUUAAGAACAGCCUUUAGUAUGUUGGAUGAAAAUGGGGAUGGAAAAUUAAAUAAAUCUGAUAUCAGGGUGAUGAUGAGCAAAAUGGGAUAUGAAGCUAAUGAAGAGAAUAUUGAUUUUUUAAUUUCAACCGUUGGAAAGUCAGGAAACGAUUUGGAAGAAGAUGAAUUUAUCCAUAUGAUGCAACAUGUUAGGAGGCCUAGAUCUGAUACGCUUUUUAACGCAUUUCAAGCUUUCGAUUUGAAUAAAGAUGGUUUUAUUUCAAGAGAGGAACUUAAGCAAGGGUUAGCUCAAAUUGGAGAAAACAACAGUGACACUAUUGUCGACGCCAUGUUGAAAGAAGCAGAUAAAGACAAAGAUGGUAGAAUAAAUUAUCAAGGUAAAGUAAGAGUACUAAAUUGA